GAGACUAGCGCGCUUUAAGAGUAGUGCGUUACAGAUAUGUGUCAAGUGGAAAUGAGGCAACUAAAAUGCACAACUGUCUCUAGAAUGAAAUAGUGCAGUAGAUGUAUCCGUUUUCAAAUAAAAGCUGACAGUUAAAAUUCCUUAGAACCCGGUCCCUGUCUGUAAAGCUAUUGUUGCUUAAAAUUUUUUAAAAAGUUCAAUUAUGAAAAUUCGUAGUGGGCUGGUUUUGACAGCUUUAGCAUCUCAGAUAUCAUCGGCAUUUGAUGAAUCAUCAAAAAAAUAUAGGCCUCGUCAACGUCAAUAUCAUCGGCAGGAUUCAUCGCAUAUUACAGAAUACAUUUGUCGUGCACAAAAAAUGGUGUACGGGUUUAAGGAAAAGGUGGGUUGUCCUGGUAUGUCUGUCUGUGUCUCAUUAUCAGGGAAGAUUAUUUAUCAAGAAGGUGUUGGAUAUGCCAAUGUUGAGCAUAUGGUACCAGUAAAUGAAAAUACAGUAUUCCGAAUAGCGAGUAUUAGUAAGCCGUUUACUUCAUUAUUGGUUGGAAGAUUAUUGGAUCAACACAAGUUAGAUCUUGACGAAGAUAUCCGAUCCUAUUUACCUGAGUUUCCGGAGAAAAUAGUCAAUGGAACAUAUGCCAAAAUAACUGUUCGAUCAUUGCUCAACCAUACCAGUGGUAUUCGUAGUUACAAAAAAACUUCAGAUGAAAAUAAACAAUCAGCGUAUCCAGAAAUGUUAAAUACUGUUCGUUUUAACGAUACAUUAAAUGCUUGUGAUAUGUUUAAAGAUGAUACAUUAGUUCAUGCACCUGGUAUUGAAUAUACCUAUAGUACAUUUGCAUUCACUUUAUUAUCAGCAGUUAUUGAAAAAAUUUGUUUAAACAAAGGUAGUUUAUUUGAUCAACCAUUAGCAACAGUUAAAGGUGAAUCAAAGUCAUCUUGUGAAAACGAAACAAAAUCUACAAACACUUUACCGAAAUGGGCAAGAUUUGAUACCAAUCUUUUAAGACUUUUUCAAUACCUCAAUUUGAAUAAUACCUGUUUAGAGUAUCCUGAGAAGAUAAUUUCUUCAAGAGCUGCUCAGUAUUGUCGCUCCGAUAAAGGGAUACUUACAAACACUCCCACAAUUGAUAAUUCAUAUAAAUGGGCUGGUGGAGGUAUUCUUUCCACAGCUAGUGAUCUAAUUCGCUUAGCUGAUCAUUUAGCAUUUAUUUAUAUGGGUUGGCUUGAAUCAUAUGGAAUUGUUAAACAAUCUACUUUGAACCAAUUAUUAUGGAAAGUUUCUUGUGUACCACCAGAUCGAAGUACAUUACCUGGACUGGGUUGGUUUUUAGCCAGACGUUCAGGUGAUCCAGCAACUAAAGAAAAUGGAUACCCUGACCGAUUAUAUGCAUUGCAUACAGGUGGUGCAGUGGGUGGUACAACUGUUCUUCUUCUUAGUCUCCCUUUGUUAUGUAAUAAUGAUAAUAUUCCUAAUAAAACAAAUGAAGGAAACACUUUUUCUACUACGGAUAAUAAUCAUAAUUUCAUUUCAUCUGUACAUAAUAACAAUGUGAUAAUAUAUCCAGUGAAUAAAAUAUAUCCAGUAGAUAUUCGAAUAAAAGCAGCCAAUAUUCCCCCAAUUAACGUGGUUAUUUUAACUAAUUUAGAAAAUGUUUCUGGUAUAUCAGAACUAGCUAUACAUUUAUCUGAAUUAUUUUUGGAUUAUGCUAUAAAAUUGAAAGAAUAUAAAAAUGAUGAAGAAAUAGAGAAAUGUUGAUUCAGGCAGUAUUGAUCAAUAUGAAUAUUAUUUUUUUGCUCUCUUUUUGUUUGUUACCAUGUCAUUUUGAUUAUAUUUUCUUUCCUAUUGAAAGGUUUACUAGAUCAUAAUAACAAUAUCUAUGCGUGAUUUAAUAAUCAGUAACAUUUUCUUAUACAAUUCGAUAAAUUAAAAGAAAAGACAUUUAUCAACAUCUGACUAAGCUAUUUGUUUCUGUACAAAGAAUGUAUAAGACAGUUUGUUUGGUCUACGGGAAUUCUUUUUUGUAAUAUUGAAUGUUUAUUAUCAUAUUAACAUUCGAAAUUUCCUUUAAUUUACAGAUUUUUCUUCAUUUUUUUUAAAAAUAAUUGCAAAUAUUUUGAAAAAAAUUAAUCGUUUCUGUAUAAUAAAAGAAUGCUCGUAAAAUACAAGUAUUUCAUCAUAG
Messenger RNA from Schistosoma margrebowiei, 2177 nucleotides. NCBI's taxonomy places the organism in Eukaryota, Metazoa, Platyhelminthes, Trematoda, Strigeidida, Schistosomatidae. The record is from the annotation of a GenBank genome assembly.